AACCUAGUAGGUGGGGUGUCAGUGGCUGCCUGAGGGGAAUCUUGUGCGGGCGAGGUCAUUAAUAUAGACAUUAAGCUGCAGGUCCUGGGUUCACAAAGGGGACUUAGCUAUUUCAGUGCUGAGCAUUGCAAUGCCUAACCCCUAAGUACUCUGCCUUUUAUGGAAUUCACAGCUCCGAGGAAAUGCAUCAUUUUGAGGAGGAACUAACUUGUUCCAUUUGCUAUAGUAUAUUUGAAGACCCACGUGUACUACCAUGUUCUCACACAUUUUGUAGAAAUUGUCUGGAAAGCGUUCUUCAGCUAUCAAGCAACUUUUCCAUAUGGAGACCACUAAGACUUCCACUGAAGUGUCCCAAUUGUAGAAGCAUUGUUGAAAUUCCUCCAUCUGGUACUGAGUCAUUACCUAUCAAUUUUGCAUUAAAGGCUAUCAUUGAAAAAUAUCAGCAACAAGACCACCCAGAUGUUGCAACAUGUAGUGAACAUUAUAGGCAGCCAUUAAAUGUAUAUUGUCUUUUGGAUAGAAAAUUAGUGUGUGGCCAUUGUCUUACAAUAGGUAAACAUCAUGGUCAUCCCAUAGAUGACCUUCAGAGUGCCUACAUGAAAGAAAAGGAGACUCCUAGGAAACUCCUUGAGCAAUUAACUGAUGAACAUUGGACUAAUGUAUGUUUGCUCAUUGAAAAGUUGGAAGAACAGAAAUCUCAUUAUGAAAACAUUGUUCAAGAUGAUAAGAAAGCUGUAGUGCAAUAUUUUAAGAAACUUAAUGACACACUGGAGCAUAAAAAGCAAGCUUUGCUAGCCGCUUUGGAUGAAGUUAAUGCUCACAUUUCUGAAGAAUAUGCACCACUCGUUGAAAACAUGAAAAGAAUCAGAGAAGAACAGCUUGAUUUAAUGUCAUUGAACACAUCUGUUCAAGAAGAGGAGUCUCCGCUUCUUUUCCUUGAGAAGGUUGAUGUUGUGCGCCAACGCGUAAAAACUUUGAAACAAAAGCAACUACCAGAUAUCAAACCUGUUGAAAUUUAUCCACGAAUAGGACAGCUAUUGAAGGAUGUUUGGUCCAAAACUGAAAUUGGUCAGAUUAACAAGAUCCUCACUCCAAAAAUAAAGCUGAUUUCAAAAGGGAAUUUAUGCCCCAAAGGCACUGAGAAGGAAAGAGGACAGUCUAAGGAAUUGCUCCAGUCUAUAAAACCUCUAACAGUGAUGCUAAUUUCUAUGAUGAUAGUGAUAAUUGUGAUUUCAUUUAGUAAACCUGUAUUGUCAGUUGUAAAUGAAGUAACUUUGAUCUAUAUUUCAGACAUCUUGCAGUUUGUUUAUCAAGAUCUAUGCAAUAACUUGCAGGCAGUAAUGGAAAUGCUAUGCCAUACAUCUAAUUUCCUGAUGGAAUUCAUGGGGAGAAUUGUUUCUUUUUCUUUCUGAGUGUUUGAAAUACUGAGAUUAGCAGUUAGGAUAAUUGUAAGAAUCCUCAUUAUGUUUGAACUAUUGUACAAGGCUCUUUUUUUUUUUUUACUUUCUAUGUAAAUGCUAUUGAAAUAAUAGAUCGUUUACAAAAAAAUUUAAACUGGUUCUCUAGAUUAAUUAGUACCAGAAUCAUUACACCAGAUUCUCCCCAUCUGUUGAAAUAUGUGAAGGAUGAGACUGAAGAGUGUGUGGGGCAGGGUUCUCUCUUAAUACCCCUAUUUUUCCCUUAUCUUUUCCCAUCCUUUGCUCCCACUCCCAUGCCCAUUUCUGAAUCUCUGCUUUUUACUGAUUAUCAUUCAACUCAAUGACAGGUGGAUGGUAAUUCCUCCUAAAGUAGUACGUACCACUCUUCUGUUGCAUGUAAGAGGUCACCGUCAAAUACAUUGCUCCUUCAUCAGUUGCCCAUACUAGUUUAUAAUGUAGGAGAGCCUAAAGAUAUGAAACAUAAAUCUCUGGGGAAAAAAAAUCAAGAACAAAUCAGAAUUGAUCCAUAUUAUCUCUAAGAAAGCCAUAAGUUCACAAAUUCCAACCUGGGAAAGGCAGUUUCCAACAGACUGUAACUACUUCUCAAGCAUCUACUACCCAGUCCUUUUAAACUAAUUCUUUAGGUAGGGUUUUGCUAAAACUAACACAGAAUUAGUAACUGUUGUUCUUCGAGAUGUGGUGUUCAUGUUCAUUCAAAGUUGGCGUGCACGCGGCGCACACACACCUACUUUGAAUGGACAUGAACAACCACUCAAAGAAGAACCUAGAGUUUCAGACAUUAAAACUGAGAUGGAUAAAUCAAAGUCUCGAGUUAGUCAUUAGCUCCAGUGUACAAAAAGUGCAUAUGUGUGUAUUGCAUUUCAGCAGGUCCACUACACUAUAUAUAGUGAACCAUUUUUGGGUCAUUAAAUCAUCUAUGAAAUGACUGGGGUUCAUCUUGUUGGUUCCAGGCUGUUAGUUGGAUCAUAUUGCUUCAAGUUUCCUUAUGUACAUCAUGUAUAAGUGAUCUUGUAUCUUUCAAGUAGGUGUGGGUGCUGCUCUAAAACUUUUGGGAUGAUAUUCCUUGGUAAAAUGUAAAAGUACAGUCCCGAAAAUUGCUGAAUGUGUGCUGCUUUAUUAAAUGAGCUAAAUGUGCAAGCAAGAAUAUUUGGGGUGAAAUCCUGCACCAACUAUAGUAAAUGGCAAAACACCCACAGACUUCAGUGGGGCCGGGAUUUCACUUUUAUUUAUUUAUUUUUAAGAAAAAGCUGUAGCAAAUAAUGUGAGAAUGCAGUAUAAAUGUAUUCUUAAAUAUUACUGCACAUAUACACCUUUACCCCAUUAUAACGCCACCUGAUAUAACAUGAAUUCAUAUAUAACAUGGUAAAGAAGCGCUUUGGGGGUGGGUGGG
Molecule: messenger RNA, 2829 nt
Organism: Gopherus evgoodei (Goodes thornscrub tortoise)
Lineage: Eukaryota; Metazoa; Chordata; Testudines; Testudinidae
Gene: TRIM59
Product: tripartite motif containing 59
Exons: 3
Coding region: 183-1412 (409 amino acids)
Biological process (GO): cilium assembly
Cellular component (GO): intraciliary transport particle B; cilium; centrosome
Molecular function (GO): zinc ion binding
Source: RefSeq, a predicted model, not a curated record